This is a messenger RNA of Effrenium voratum, 315 nucleotides long. NCBI's taxonomy places the organism in Eukaryota, Dinophyceae, Suessiales, Symbiodiniaceae. The record is from the annotation of a GenBank genome assembly.
AUGGAGACCCCGGCCGCCAUCAUGUCCUGCUCCUUGUCCGCAGCAAUGGAGGUCCUAGCGCCGUGGGGUCUCUUCCUGAUACGCCUGACGGGCCCGUAUGCUUUGUUUGUCCAUCGCGACGAGUGGUACCAGGAGCUGCCCAUCAAUGAGCUGGACUGCUAUCGUCGAGCUUCGGUGUGGGGCCUGCAGGACAUCCCCCUCCGCUUUGUCCGAGAGUGGUUCUUUGAGGACGUGGAUCAGGUGCUGCCGUUGGUGUGGCGGAACUUGAGCUCGCUGUACAGACCCGGGGAGGGCUUGUUCACUCUUGGGGUUUAG